AUGAAUAUGUUGGAUGAUGAAGAUGACCAAAGCUUUCACGCUACGCGUGACGGCUACUCGCAUUUGAGCAAUGUCGAAUGGGAUGCGGUUGAACGGAUAGGUUCAACCAUGGGCAUCCAUGCUGUUAGCGUCAUGCUAGAGGCUCUCAAUAGAGAUGCCCAACAUGCUACUAUCGCCAAGUUCAUUCAAAAUGAACUUGACGCCGAACGCGAGCAAGUAGCCUUUCUUCACCAACAAGGUUCUCAACAAUCAGAGUUGCUGAGAGAACAGGGUGUUCAACAGUUUGAACUGUUGAGACAGCAGCAGGCUGCUGCUGGUGGGUCGAUGCAUUCGCGUCGACCCGAGACCUUGAAGAUUGACAUCUCCAAGUAUAGGGGAGUCGAAGAGGACUUCCUCCUGAGAUGGUUUGUCGAAUUGGAUGACGCCAUAAGGGCGCGUCGCACCGACGACGGGGAAAUGCAAGUUGCAUUUGCCCAAUCAAAUCUGGCAGGACGUGCCAAGACUUGGUCUUUGGGACUCAUGUUGCACGACCCAUAUGCGUUUGGGUCGUUAGCAGUCUUCAAGUCGCGGCUCAGACAAACGUUUGAACCGCCUGGAGCUGAGUUCAGAGCUCGAACCGAACUCUUGAAGCUCAAAUAG
This is a messenger RNA of Peronospora matthiolae, 639 nucleotides long. The record is from the annotation of a GenBank genome assembly. NCBI's taxonomy places the organism in Eukaryota, Oomycota, Peronosporomycetes, Peronosporales, Peronosporaceae.